Notolabrus celidotus (New Zealand spotty) is the source of this 1278-nucleotide messenger RNA. It is a transcript of the gene atp6v1e1a, whose product is annotated as ATPase H+ transporting V1 subunit E1a. The transcript has 9 exons. Gene Ontology annotation, biological process: proton transmembrane transport. Lineage: Eukaryota; Metazoa; Chordata; Actinopteri; Labriformes; Labridae. Gene Ontology annotation, cellular component: proton-transporting two-sector ATPase complex, catalytic domain. Bases 154 to 834 code for a protein of 226 amino acids. The record is from RefSeq and is a predicted model, not a curated record. Gene Ontology annotation, molecular function: proton-transporting ATPase activity, rotational mechanism.
CCUGCUCCCGUCUCUGAGAUAGCUUGACAUGAUUGUAGCAAGUAGUGCAAAGCGUUUUCUCCUGACAGUGAAUGUUUCUCUGGACUGAUCAAGAGGUCGAGAAGACUUGUUGUUGUCAAACUUUAAUCAACCAGAGGAUAUUUGGGAGCAGACAUGGCGCUCACCGACGCAGACGUCCAGAAACAGAUAAAACACAUGAUGGGAUUCAUCGAGCAGGAGGCCAAAGAGAAAGUGGAGGAAAUCGAUGCUAAGGCCGAGGAGGAGUUCAACAUCGAGAAGGGCCGCCUGGUGCAGACUCAGAGGGUGAAAAUCAUGGAGUACUACGAGAAGAAGGAUAAGCAGAUAGAACAGCAUAAGAAGAUCCAGAUGUCCAACCUGAUGAACCAGGCGAGGCUGAGGGUGCUGAAGGCCAGAGACGACAUGAUCGCGGACUUACUAAACGAGUCUCGUCAAAGACUUGCAGAGAUAGUCCAGGACCCUGCCCAGUACUCAGUCCUGUUGGAAGGCCUGGUGCUUCAGGGAUUUUAUCAGCUGCUUGAACCCAAAGUCACUGUUCGCUGCAGAGAGCAGGACGUAGAAAUGGUUCAGGCUGCAGUCAGUAAGGACAUCCCGAUCUACAAAGAGGCAGUGAAGAUGAACAUAGUCGUCAGGAUUGACCAGGAACGCUUCCUCCCAUCAGCGAUCUGCGGAGGAAUUGAAAUGUACAACGAUAACGGGAAGAUCAAGGUCUCGAACACACUGGAGAGCAGGCUGGAGCUGAUGGCACAACAGAUGAUGCCUGAAAUCAGAGUCAACUUAUUCGGUGCCAACCCCAACCGCAGGUUCCUGGAUUAACACUGGAUUUGCAGAGAGGGCAGCGCGUGCUCAGGUGGAGCAUUUAAGGUGACACCAGACCAUCACCAUAGUGAACAAGAGUCUGUGCAAUCACCGACCGGCACUGUGGGUUAAAGACCCUGGCUAUCUUCAAGGGGUUCAACAGAUGUGUUGAAUACGUUUUUAUUUUUGUACUAAUGAACUGAUCAAAAUGCAACACGUGCACUUUCAUGGCAAGUGUUCUCUGCUUCAUCUAUCCAGGGUUUCCAAAAGGACUGCUUUAAAGUGAAAGGCAUUUUAAAGAGGUGUUCCCUCCUGUCAUUUUGGGUAAUCUUUUGCGCUUUAACUCUUCUUUAAGGUCACCAAAGAUACACUACCAGUCGAAAGUUUGGACACACCUUCUCAUUCAAUGUUUUUUUAUUUAUUUUAAUUAUUUCAACAUUGCAGAUUAAUACUGAAGACAUC